AUGAAUAUCAUUGAAGCGGUUUUCGGUCGCUACAAGUCCCCAGCCGAACGGAUGCGGGAGCAUCAAAGGUCGUUACAGAAAGCCACUCGUGAACUAGAUAGGGAACGUACAAAAUUGGAAAGUCAAGAAAAGCAGCUGAUAAUUGACAUCAAGUCCAACGCCAAGAAAGGCCAAAUGAAUUCGUGCAAGGUUAUGGCUCGUGAUUUGGUUCGGACCCGGCGCUAUGUGGCUAAAUUUUAUUCGAUGAGGACCCAAUUACAAGCUGUAAGCUUGCGAUUACAGACUAUGAGAAGCAAUCAACAAAUGGCUGAAGCGAUGCGAGGUGCGACCCGGGCAAUGGGAAUGAUGAGUCGGACAAUGAAUUUACCCCAAAUUCAAAAAAUUCUCAUGGACUUUGAAAAAGAAAGUAGUGUGAUGGACAUGAAGGAAGAAAUGAUGAAUGAUGCGGUUGAUGACGCCAUGGAAGACAAUGAAGAUGAAACAGAGGAGGAGGAGAGUGAUAAGAUCUUACAGGAGGUCUUGGAUGACAUAGGCAUCAACUUGAGUCACCAGCUUGGGGAUACUCCGGUCCGACUCGAGGCCCCAUCGGCCGUCCAAGAAUCGCGACAAGCUGUAGCUAUCGGCGAUUCGUCGGCUGGCCCGAGCGGAAAUACUGGGGGAGCUACUAACGUACCGGACAUAGACGACUUCUCGGCUCGGUUGGCUUCAUUGAGAAAAGAUUGA
Molecule: messenger RNA, 723 nt
Organism: Puccinia triticina
Lineage: Eukaryota; Fungi; Basidiomycota; Pucciniomycetes; Pucciniales; Pucciniaceae
Exons: 6
Coding region: 1-723 (240 amino acids)
Biological process (GO): protein transport; late endosome to vacuole transport; endosome transport via multivesicular body sorting pathway
Cellular component (GO): ESCRT III complex; multivesicular body
Source: RefSeq, a predicted model, not a curated record